AUGGAACAAGCAGCGACUGUCCACGGCGGAGAGCCGAACCCGUUGGACAGUACCGGUCUGUGCCUGCUGUCCCUCGACGGCGGCGGCGUGCGCGGGCUGUCGACCCUCUACAUCCUCAAAGGCUUGAUGGAUCGUCUAAACCAGAAAAGACCGAACGGUACUCCGAAAAAGAAGCCAUGCGAGGUGUUUGAUCUGAUCGGAGGAACCAGCACAGGUGGAUUGAUCGCAAUCAUGCUGGGUCGUCUAGAAAUGGAUGUGGAUGAGUGCAUCGCGGCAUAUAUCCAAUUAAUGAAAAAGAUCUUCGAGAAGCCCUCCAAAUGGAACCUUGCUGCAAGCCUGUUUGGCAAUAUCGAGCCGCGAUUCGAUGCCAGCAAGCUUGAAGACGCAAUCAAUCAAGUCAUCAGCAGAUGUGGAGCCAACCCGACUGAUCUCUUUAAUAACCAGGCCGAGCGGGGCUGUCGAGUAUUUGUCUGCAGCAUCACACAGGAAACCAAGGAGAUCGUCCGCCUUCGCAGCUACCCAGAACCUGGCAAGCUGGAUAUUCCCGCCACAAUCUGCCAGGCCGCCCGUGCCACCUCAGCUGCCACAACCUUCUUUGAGCCGGUAUCGAUCGGGGCGCGGAGAUUCGCGGACGGUGCGCUUGGGGCUAACAACCCAGUUGAUGAGGUAGAGGGCGAAGCGUCAGAUACCUGGUGUCCCGAAACCGGCGACCUGAAGCCACUGGUGAAAUGUUUCGUCUCAAUUGGAACUGGAAACCCAGGGAAGAAGGCUAUGGAGGAUAAUCUGCUCAAAUUCAUGUCCAAAACUCUGCCAGAACUGACCACCCAGACUGAACAGACAGAGAAGCGAUUCAUUGCCAAAUGGCGACAGCAUUAUGACGGCAAACGGUAUUUUCGAUUUAAUGUAGAACAGGGGCUGCAGGAGGUCGGGCUGGCAGAAUAUCAGGAGCAGGGCCUGAUUGAGGCGGCGACGGAGGGGUAUCUUGACCACCAGGCGGUGGUGUUUCAGGUGCGGAAUUGUAUUCGGAACUUAGAGUCAAAGCAGAACGGAACCGACACCCAGUUUGCUAUAGUGAUUCAACUUAUACAGGAGUAUCAAAGAAAGUUGAUGCUUUUGGAGCAAUGGCGUGGCCGUGCGCGGUGGCAUGUGCCGUUUGAUCGAAACCCCAAAUUUACGGGCCGUGAGAAACUGCUGAACGACUUAGAACGGAGAUUGCAACAGCACAACCACACCACAAAGAUUGCAGUCAUUGGCCUUGGUGGUGUGGGCAAGACACAGUUAGUCCUGGAGCUUGCCCACCGUGUGCGAGAACAGUGCGCAGUUUUUUGGAUUCCAGUUAACAGUCUGGCUAACCUUCAGACAGCGUAUCGGGAGAUAGCGGAGAAGCUGCGCCUCCCGGGCUGCAAGGAGAAUAGUACUCAGAUCCUCGAAUUAGUACAAACAUACCUUAGUGAUGAGAGCAUUGGCCCAUGGCUGCUGGUAUUGGACAAUGCUGACGAUGUUGACCUGUGGACAUCUCCCGUUUCCCCAGACUCAGGAUCGAAGUGCCUAGUUGAUUUUCUGCCAAGAAGCACACAGGGGUCAAUCAUCUUCACCACCCGCAAUCGGAAGGUGACCAAUGACCUGGUGCAGGAUAUAGUGGAGGUGCCGGAGAUGGACAAAUCAGAGGCCACUCAUCUACUGAAAACCACCGUGGCCACUAAAGAGCUUGUUGAACCAGAUUACCAAAUGGUGCCGAUCCUUCUUGAGAAGUUGACUUACCUCCCGCUGGCCAUUGUCCAAGCGGCGUCCUAUAUCAGAAAAAACAGAGUGUCCUUCUCCGCAUACAACGCUCUGUUGAUGGACCUGGAAGACGAAGUCAUGGACCUCUUGGGUGAAGAGUACCGCGAUGAUGGAAGAUAUCGUGAUAUCAGCAACGCAGUUGCAAAAACAUGGAUUAUUUCCUUCCAGCAGAUAUGUCGCGAUGAUCCUCUGGCGGCAGAGUAUCUGUCAUUGAUGGCUUGUGUGGACCCCAGGGAUAUCCCGCACGCAAUACUGGUGGAGGGACCGUUGCGAAGGAAGGAGACGAAUGCCAUUGGUACACUGGACGCCCACUCCUUUAUUAAGAAGCACAGUGAUUCCACAACAUUUGACAUGCAUCGGUUGGUCCAUCUUGCCACACGGGGGUGGCUUAAAGGACAGGAAAGGCUGUCUGACUGGCAGAGCAAAGCCGUGACACGACUUGGAAAGCUACUGGCAAACACUGACCAAACUAACCGGACACAAUGGAGGGUAUACAUACCACACGCACAAUUUGCAGUUGCAGAUCAUACUAAGGGGGAUAAUGAGAUUAUCAAUCUUGUACAAAGGUGUGGGGCCUGCCUGGACUAUGAUGGCCGAUACGGUGAAGCGGAGACAAUGUAUUGGAAGGCUCUAAAGUAUAAGGAGAAGGUGGUGGGGCCAGAGCAUCCAAAUACACUUGCCAGCGUCAACAACCUUGGUUCAGUCCUUGAGAGGCAGGGCAGGUAUGAAGAGGCUGAAGCCAUGCACCGACGAGCCUUGGAAGGAUAUAAGAAGGUACUAGGGCCAGAGCAUCCAUCUACACUCACCAGUGUCAGCAACCUUAGUUCGGUCCUUUCUAGGCAGGGCAAGUAUGAAGAGGCUGAAGCCACGCACCGACGAGCCUUAGAAGGAUCAGAGAAGGUACUAGGGCCAGAGCAUCCAGACACACUCACGAGCGUCAACAACCUUGGUUCAGUCCUUUCCAGCCAGGGCAAGUAUGAAGAGGCUAAAGCCAUGCACCGACGAGGCUUAGAAGGUUAUGAGAAGGUGCUAGGGCCAGAGCAUCCAUCUACACUCACCAGCGUCAACAACCUUGGUUUAAUCCUCUCUAGCCAGGGCAACCAGGGCAAGUAUGAAGAGGCUGAAGCCAUGCACCAACGAGCAUUAAGAGAGCAAGAGAAGGUGCUGGGGCUAGAGCAUCCAUCCACACUCGCCAGCGUCAACAACCUUGGUUCAGUCCUCUCUAGCCAGGGCAAGUAUGAAGAGGCUGAAGGCAUGCACCGACGAGUCUUGGAAGGAUCAGAGAAGGGCAAGUAUGAAGAGGCUGAAGGCAUGCACCGACGAGUCUUGGAAGGAUCAGAGAAGGUACUAGGGCCAGAGCAUCCAUCUACACUCACCAGUGUCAGCAACCUUGGUUCAGUCCUUUCUAGCCAGGGCAAGUAUGAAGAGGCUGAAGGCACGCACCGACGAGGCUUAGAAGGAUAUGAGAGGGUGCUGGGGCCAGAGCAUCCAUCUACACUCACCAGCGUCAACAACCUUGGCUUGGUCCUUUCCCGCCAGGGCAAGUAUGAAGAGGCAGAAGCCUUGCAUCGACGAGCCUUGGAGGGAUAUAAGAAGGUACUUGGGCCAGAGCAUCCAGACACACUUACUAGUGGUAGCAAUCUUCGCUCGCUCCUCGAACAAAAAGGUCAACCUCUGUAA
Molecule: messenger RNA, 3462 nt
Organism: Aspergillus wentii DTO 134E9
Lineage: Eukaryota; Fungi; Ascomycota; Eurotiomycetes; Eurotiales; Aspergillaceae
Exons: 8
Coding region: 1-3462 (1153 amino acids)
Biological process (GO): lipid metabolic process
Cellular component (GO): kinesin complex
Molecular function (GO): protein binding; ADP binding
Source: RefSeq, a predicted model, not a curated record